CAGGUGUUCUUCGACCUGCGGAUCGGCGAGGAGGAUGUGGGCCGCGUCGUCAUUGGGCUCUUUGGCAAGACGGUGCCCAAGACAGUGGAAAACUUUGUGGCAUUGGCCACCGGAGAGAAAGGAUUUGGCUUCAAGGGCAGCAAGUUCCACCGUGUCAUCAAGGACUUCAUGAUUCAGGGAGGAGACUUCACCCGUGGAGAUGGCACUGGAGGAAAAAGUAUUUAUGGGGAUCGCUUCCCUGACGAGAACUUCAAGCUGAAGCACUAUGGCCCUGGCUGGGUGAGCAUGGCCAACGCCGGCAAGGACACCAAUGGUUCCCAGUUCUUCAUCACCACAGUGAAGACGCCAUGGCUGGACGGCAAGCACGUGGUGUUCGGCAAAGUGCUGGAGGGCAUGGACGUGGUGAGGAAGGUGGAGAACACUAAGACAGACAGCCGGGACAAGCCCCUGAAGGAUGUUGCUAUUGCUGACUGUGGCACCAUCGAGGUGGAGAAGCCAUUUGCCAUUGCCAAAGAGUAA
Molecule: messenger RNA, 519 nt
Organism: Pelecanus crispus (Dalmatian pelican)
Lineage: Eukaryota; Metazoa; Chordata; Aves; Pelecaniformes; Pelecanidae
Source: RefSeq, a predicted model, not a curated record